GGAAAACUAAGCCGCGCUAGGCCCCGCCCACCAAUUCGCUCGUGCAACCGGAGACUCGCGGAGGGUUCCGCUGCUGUCAGACUCCACCGAUUAACGUUUGCCAGACUUGGAUAAGAGUGGACAAAGGGGCUCGGGGCCGGAGAAGGGAUUCACAACAUUUUUGGAAGAGGCUCGUCAGUGGAUUGUGAUCAUCUCGUGAAGAGUUUACCGGAGGUUACGUGAUGACCACGAAAGCCACGUGUUUAUGUUGAUACUGCUGAAGCCGUCUAUAACGCGGACAUUCUUGAGAUCAGGUUGCACUAUACCAGAGGUUGAAGCUGGACACUGGUGAUGUCACUGCAAAUGAAUGAGCCGGAGGGAGCCGUGAAGGUAGAACAGUGGCGGCAGACGUUUUAUGCCUCUGACUCGGGGAUACAGUCGGGAGCCACCACCAUCCGCGAUGAGGAAGAAUUGGAAUGCAGUAGCAGAAAGUUCACAGUCACAUCCACCACUGUGGAGAACGCCACAGAUAUCGAAGCCCAAUACAGUCUGACUCGGGCUCAGAGAGUACGUGCUGCUAUGUUCCCUGAGACUCUUGUGGAGGGAGAGACGGCCCUCACCACGCAGAGCAACCCAGACCAGCCCACCAAUGUCCAGAGACUGGCCGAACCCUCACAGCUCCUAAAAACAGCCAUCGUCCAUCUCAUAAACUAUCAAGAUGAUGCUGAGCUGGCCACACGGGCUGUACCAGAACUCACCAAACUGCUGGCCGAUGAGGACCAGGUGGUGGUAAACAAGGCUGCCCUCAUUGUAAACCAGCUGACGAGGAAGGAAGCGUCUCGUCGCGUUCUCAUCCAGUCUCCACAGAUGAUCGCUGCUGUGGUGAGAGCCAUGCAGAGCACCGGAGAUCUGGAAACGGCUCGGUGCGCCGCCAGUGUUCUGCACAGCCUCUCCCAUCAGCGCGAGGGCCUGCUGGCCAUCUUCAAAUCCGGCGGCAUUCCCGCGCUAGUGCGCAUGCUCAGUUCACCCAUGGAGUCAGUGCUGUUUUAUGCCAUUACCACAUUACACAACCUGUUACUGCACCAGGAAGGAGCCAAGAUGGCCGUUCGUCUGGCCGAUGGUCUUCAGAGGAUGGUGCCACUGCUGAAGAAGACCAACCCCAAAUUCUUGGCCAUCACCACAGACUGCUUGCAGCUGCUUUCUUAUGGCAACCAGGAGAGCAAGUUGAUCAUCCUGGCAAACGGUGGGCCGGAAAGUUUGGUGUUCAUUAUGAGAAACUACAACUAUGAAAAGCUUUUGUGGACCACCAGUAGAGUUUUGAAGGUUCUCUCUGUUUGUCCGAGCAACAAACCGGCUAUUGUUGAAGCUGGAGGUAUGCAGGCCCUCGGCCAACAUCUCACAGGAUCAAGUCAGCGGCUGACGCAGAACUGCCUGUGGACUCUACGUAAUCUUUCUGACGCUGCAACCAAACAGGAAGGUCUCGAUGGUCUUCUGCAAAUCUUAGUGAAUCAGCUCGGCUCGGAUGAUGUGAACAUGUUGACCUGUGCUACGGGCAUCCUGUCAAACCUCACCUGCAACAACGCACGCAACAAGGCCCUGGUCGCUCAGAGCGGUGGCGUCGAGGCUCUGAUCCACGCUGUGCUUCGGGCAGGAGAGAAAGAAGACGUGGCCGAGCCCGCCGUCUGCGCCCUGCGUCAUCUCACGAGCCGUCACCCCGACGCGGAGCUGGCACAGAAUGCAGUGCGGCUGCAUUACGGCAUCCCCGCUAUCACUAAACUACUGGGCCAGCCGCACUACUGGCCUGUGGUGAAGGCCACAGUGGGUUUGAUUCGCAACUUAGCUCUCUGUCCAUCCAAUCAGGCACCUUUAAGGGAAUCUGGGACAAUCCCACGAUUGAUCAACCUUCUACUAAAAGCCCAUCAAGAAACUCAAAGACACGGCUCAGGUGCACAGCAGACCUAUCAGGAUGGCGUGCGUAUGGAGGAGAUUGUUGAAGGUUGUACAGGAGCUUUGCACAUACUGGCCAGAGAUCCAAUCAACCGAGGGGAAAUUGCCAGCAUGCAGACUAUUCCUCUGUUUGUACAACUUCUCUACUCAUACGUGGAGAACAUAAAGCGUGUAUCCGCUGGUGUUUUGUGUGAACUUGCUCUGGAUAAGCAGUCGGCUGAGAUGAUUGAUGCCGAGGGCGCCUCCGCUCCUCUGAUGGAGCUUCUGCAUUCUCCCAAUGAGGGGAUCGCCACCUACGCCGCAGCUGUACUCUUUCGUAUCUCUGAAGACAAGAGUUCAGACUACAGAAAGCGAGUGUCAGUAGAGCUCACACACUCCCUCUUCAAACACGACCCUGCGGCUUGGGAAAUGGCACAUGCUGCUAUGCCGCUCGACCCUGGAUACAUACCGGAUGAGUUGGAUCCAGUAUACCAUCCAUACGGUUACUCUGAUUUACCCUUGGAUGGCCUCCCACUGGACCCUGACCUUCAUGAGCAAUACAUGCCAGAAAUGACCUAUGACCCUCGACAGGUGUACCCAAAUCCUCUUUAACCGCACUGCCAGCAGGUCAUAUGAAGCAGAUGUUGGUGAACACGGUUUCUUCCCUGCAGCAGGGCCUGAAAAUGCGCAGUGCUAAAAAGAAGAAAACUCAUCACUUGCUUUGGUUCACCACUGGUUGUUUGUAAUGUGAACUCUUGAGCACUGCCUAACUCAUUUCAGUAUCUUGUGCUACUAACAGAGUGACAGCCUAAAGUUGUGUGGUGAUGCGAUAAGCAUGUGAUCAUGACAUGUAAAUUUUGUACUUUAUAUUGUUUGUCCAAAGAUAGAAAACUAGACAUGUAGCAUAGGCCUAGCUGGCUAUCUGCUCCGCCACAACAGGGUUUGUUUCGAUUUAUGUUGCUUUCUGUGUAUUUGUGGCUAUCAGAUGUCGCUGCUGGGUAGAAAAAUAGACAAGAGCAACAAAACUUAAAAGCUACAGUGACAGAAACUUGUUUGUAUAUUCAUAAUCCCACUUAAUCCCAAGACAUUGACAUUGUUGCCUCACCUUUAUCUGGUACUACACAAAGGAUCUCAAACAACUACUCAUCAGACACUCACAAUUCCAAGGUCAAAUCUUGCGUAAUAUGGGAUUUUAAGGCAUCCCUAGGUGACAUAAUUUAACAGAAGCACUUUUAACAAACGUUUGGCUGUGUUUUGAGAAACAAACUGAUAUUCAGUUACAAGAAAAGGUUUGUGGGUUUGUGUAAUAAUGAGAUGAGAUGACAUUAUUUUGUAGAAAGCAUUGUUUGAUGUUUAGAAAAUUAUUUUGACUAUCAUUUUGCCCAUUAAAUAUGUGAAAGAUUUUCUUACCCAGAAUGACUUUACUUCAAACGUAUUUUUAUUGUAAAUGUUGUCAUGCUUAAUUUUAGUAUUCAUUGGUUUACAGUAACAGGUAUGAGAAAAUGUUGUAAUAUAUCCCCAUAUUUGUAGUCUAUUUUAGAGAUACCUAACCUAUUAUAAAGUAUUUAUUUUUUUGUUUAUGCUAUUAUAUUUGCUUUCACAUACAGUAUCAAAGGCACAAUGGCAUUAACCAACAUCAGUUUUAUCCAUUUAGCUUUCUUAUUUUUAUUAUACUGUGUGAAAUUUUAGUACACAGCGAUGGAUCGUUACGCGUUCAGUGUGAAAGCUCGGAUCGGUACUUCAUUUAGUGGAAGUUACGUUUAUAGAUCAGAACUAUUAUUACACAAAUACAAUAUACAGUAAAAUUGUUAGCUAGACGAGAUCAAAAUGAUCCAAUCAAUGCCGUUAUCUUAAAUCCCCUAUUUAUCUACAUCCCUUAAACUUCAAAUAUUUUUUUACACAGAAACUAUACUGUUUUACAUCAUUGUACAUAAGGUAUGUGCCAAUGUCCUUUUUUAAUGACAUGAAAUAUUUGAUCAUAAUAUGAUAUACAAGAGUUCUUGUACAGUAUGUGCAUUUGCAGACCUGUGUUAUGGUUGCAGAUUCAUGAUAUUACAAUAAACAUCAAGCAAAAUGUAUUAACUGUAAUAGUUGGGGUAUUCAAGGGGAGUUGUAACAUAUUAGUUCACUGUAAAAAAAAUGGUUUAAGUUAUAAAAAUGUAAGUUACCUGGCUGCCUUAUAAUUUUGAGUUCAUUCAACUAAAAAAAAAUAGUUGACUCAAAAAAGUGGAAAAAAAAUUUGUGUUAACUAAGGCAACCAGCUAACUUAAUUUUUUAAGUUGAAUUUUUUUUUUACAGUGACUAUUCUCUUAAUUUAAUACUGACAAGUGUUACAAUUGCCCUGGUUAUCAAUCUCAUAUUAUAACUCUUUUUCAGUUGCAGUGUUAUUCAUGUAACCUUCAGAUUAAAUUCACAUGGAUCCACACAUUGAACGUGCCAAAUAAAUAUUGGACUUUCAUAGAAAUAUACCUCAAAAUACUUGUGCAUUAUUUUUUUUCAAGCAGACACAAAAUGGAGCGUGAUUCAGCGCAAUGCAUGAAUUUGCCUUCUCUAUCUACUGUUUUUUUUUCUUUCUAGCCUGAAAAACAGGAUUCAGGCAGACCUGCCAUGUGUCAUGUUAGAAUUUACAAGUUUUGUGAGUGAUAUGUGAAGUGUUUAAGAGAUUAAGGGAUAUAUAGAUCUGUCAAUGCUGUUAUCAUUUCAACAUUUCCACCUGCCAAAAUUAAGUGAACAGGAUGUUAAAAGGAAGCCACACUGAAUAUGCAGUUAGACUAAAACAUUUUAGUUUUUUUUUUCAAAUAAAUAAAAU
This is a messenger RNA of Paramisgurnus dabryanus, 4714 nucleotides long. RefSeq names its product junction plakoglobin b (gene jupb). Gene Ontology annotation, biological process: cell adhesion. The record is from RefSeq and is a predicted model, not a curated record. Gene Ontology annotation, molecular function: cadherin binding. Lineage: Eukaryota; Metazoa; Chordata; Actinopteri; Cypriniformes; Cobitidae.